Molecule: messenger RNA, 2631 nt
Organism: Haliotis rufescens (red abalone)
Lineage: Eukaryota; Metazoa; Mollusca; Gastropoda; Lepetellida; Haliotidae
Product: poly(A)-specific ribonuclease PARN-like
Exons: 22
Coding region: 43-1842 (599 amino acids)
Biological process (GO): nuclear-transcribed mRNA poly(A) tail shortening
Cellular component (GO): nucleus; cytoplasm
Molecular function (GO): poly(A)-specific ribonuclease activity; RNA binding; metal ion binding
Source: RefSeq, a predicted model, not a curated record
UUCCUUGUUUGUGUUUGCUAUAAGCGUCUACACCAAAACAAGAUGGAGGUCACCAAAACGAACUUUAAGGAAUGUCUCAGUCAAAUCGAGGAAGCUAUCAAAGAAGCAGACUUCCUUGCGAUUGAUGGGGAAUUUACAGGACUUCAUGCCAAGGAUGCUGAGUCAAUCGGAUCAUUUGAUACCCCCGAAGAGAGAUACCACAAGUUGAGGAAGGGUGCAGCACAUUUUUUACUUGUACAGUUUGGCCUAGCAGCUUUUAAAUAUGAUCCAGAGAAAAAAAGUUACACAUCCCGACCAUUCAACAUGUACAUAUUCCCACGUCCAUUCAGUCGCCAGGCUCCAGAUCUACGAUUUCUCUGUCAGGCUUCAAGUAUUGACUUCCUCGUGUCACAGAAUUUUGAUUUCAACAAAGUGUUUAGAGACGGAAUCCCAUACUUGACCCCACCACAAGAAGAACGCCUGAAGGAGUCGAUCAAGAAGAGGAAUGCUGAACAUGCCCAGUUGUCAUCUCCAGCUUUCACGAGUCCCCACGGGGCCAGUGCUGGGCCCUACAAGGGGCCAGUAGAGGUCCCAGAUGAUCAGAAAGACUUCAUUGACAAUAUCUGUGAACAAAUCAAGGACUACAUCGCCAAGGCAACCAAGGAGCCCUUACAGCUGCCCCAGUGUUCCGCUUUCCAGAGGAAACUCAUCUACCAGACAGCCAGGCUCAAGUACUCCAACAUCCACCUGGAGACAAAGAUCGGGGAGAAGAAGGAGCGCUACAUCGUGGUGUCGGCUGUGCAGAGUGAGGAGGACCUGAAGGCCAGAGAGAAGGCCAAGAUGGAUGCUGAGAUGGCCGAGGUGGACGAAGCUGUUGGUUUCUGUAAAGUCACACAGAUGCUGUCACAGUCUGGCAAGCUGGUCGUGGGGCACAACAUGCUGUUGGAUCUCAUCCAUGUCAUCAACCAGUUCAACUUCCCCCUGCCUGAGGAAUAUGAAGAUUUCAAGGCAAUGGUGAAGUGUUGCCUUCCCCGAUUGCUGGAUACAAAACUGAUGGCUAGCACUGCUCCAUUCAAGGACCUCAUCAUCAACACAACAUUAGGAGAUUUACGCAGGACUGUUGAAGCUAAACCUUUUGUAAAGCCCCAGGUUGAUCUCCCUGAGGAGUAUUCCAGCUAUGGUACAUCGACAGAGUUUCUGCAUGAGGCAGGCUACGAUGCAUACAUCACAGGGGUUGCAUUCAUAGGCAUGGCCAACUUUCUUGGUACAUAUCAGCAGCCUCCAAAAGACUGGAUCUCUCCAGAGUCUCCUCUCAUCGAGCCUUUUGUCAACAAAUUGUUCAUGAUGAGGGUCUAUGACAUCCCCUAUCUCAAUCUGACUGGACCCGAUGUGAUCCCGCCUAGGGAGCAUGUGUUCCAUGUCACCUUCCCUAAGGAGUGGAAGUCACAUGAUAUCGUCCACCUCUUUGCUCCAUAUGGUGGUGUGUCCCUGUCGUGGAUCAACGAAACAUCAGCCUUGGCCGCCCUGUUCAGGAAAGAAAAUGCUCCUGCAGCUAUCAAAGGUCUGGUCAAGGGAGAUGACUCUGUGAAGGUAAUCACAUACGAGGACUUUAAGAAACAAGCAGCACCAUCACAAUCUUCUCUGUUGCCACGGAAACGCAAACAUACUUCCGAUGAUGCAGAAAAUUCAAAGAAACCAAGGAUAUCUCCAGUUGCAGAGUCGACGACAGGACCGGAGGAGUGUGAAGUGAGGGAGGAGGAUGCUGGGAAGGAGAAGAUGGAGACCAACCUUGGAUGCGAGUCACCAGAUUCCUGCUCCGACAAGAAGGCCAAGAAGAUGUUUGACGAGCCUGAGGUGUGGUAGACAGGGACUCUGCCACAGUUGUCAGCUGGAGACGUUCUCAUACAAUGGGCAGCUCACUUCAACAGACACAGACAUUUGAGGACUGAGUUCAGAGACCAUUCCACAGUGCUAACAGUGUGGCUCCUUUGUGCACGAUGGACACACUACAAGACUCUACUGUAUAGUGCUUAAUGUUCAAAUAGAGUAAACACAGGUUUCUGAAUACAAAAAUAAACGUUUAGUAUUAUAUGGACUUUUUGUGUCAGUGUAAUUGGAAAGGUUUCACAGGAAUUAAAAGAAGAAAAGUGAAGGUUGUUGUAGGUGAGGGAUUGUCACUGGAUUAUGACAGGGAGCAUGGACACCAAAAGCCCUACAAAGGCAAUACUGUUAUCACCAGGAAUCUCAGUACUGUAACUAAUGCUGAUGGGAAUAAUGGCAUGUUUUUUACCCCAAUUUUAUUCCUGUAUUUAUGAUAAAGAUGUUUAUCCAGCGUGUCUACAAUUUUGCCAGUUUUACAAACGUUAGGUAUCUGUCUUGUUUUUUAACCGCAAAAGCAAAAGCAAGGAAGCUCAGCACCAGAUUUAGUAUUUCAUAAUUAAUUCACAUAUUGGUAUAUAUUUUCAUGGAUGUGUAAUAUGAACUACUUUCCUAAAGGUGUUUUUUUUAUAAUGCUUUGUCUGUAGAACAUGACCAUUGUACUGACUCUGUCAUGUGAGUAGCAUUGACCUCAUGAAUCAUAUUUGUGCAUCAUCCGGUGAUCUUUCAUGACCACUUUAUCGGACCAUUUCGAAUUAAAUCAAUAGAUUUGUC